Mangifera indica (mango) is the source of this 1612-nucleotide messenger RNA. RefSeq names its product probable leucine-rich repeat receptor-like protein kinase IMK3. Gene Ontology annotation, molecular function: protein kinase activity; ATP binding. Gene Ontology annotation, biological process: protein phosphorylation. The record is from RefSeq and is a predicted model, not a curated record. The transcript has a single exon. NCBI's taxonomy places the organism in Eukaryota, Viridiplantae, Streptophyta, Magnoliopsida, Sapindales, Anacardiaceae. The coding region runs from base 827 to 1504 and encodes 225 amino acids.
GUUUUUACAUUUUUAUGAUUGGAUUGAGACUUCAGGCGGAAUAGGGCUUAGAUUUGCAUGCUGUGCUGGUUUCUAUUUGGUUGGAGUAGAAAUGAUUGUGUGGAACUCUGAUGAAAAUGAUUGUUUUGUAUUGCUAUUUGUGCAUGAAUGGUUUGUUUGUAUUGCCACAAUGUUUUACAUGAUUGGGACUGAUUUAUAAGCAAUUGAUUUCACAUUCAGGAGUUACAAUUUACUUUUUUUAAUAGAAUUGAUUUUAUCUAUUGAAAUGUGUAUUGCAAUGAGUUACCAUGUUUACAUUUUUAAGUAAAAGUUAUUUAAAGGGUACCAUAUUGAUGCUACUAAGCUGGAAAAGGGAAGCUCAUUGGACUGGAUUUGUAUUUAUAGGUGGCUGUUUAGGUUAUUGAUUGUGAGACCUGACAACAUGUAGAGAAAUGCUUCAUAUGGACUACUAGAUUGUGGAAUCAAUUUAGUUAACCUAUGAGCAUUGCAUUACUUGCAGUCAGGGAGGCUAUCAUGAUCUUAAUUUUUCUUUCGAUGAUCUGAUUGAGCUGGGUAUAUUCAAUGGUUUGUCAAAUGUUAUAGAUCUGGAGGUUCAAUGGUUUGUGAAAAUGAGGUGUGUUUGUCUGAAGAAUGCGUUCUCUUUGAGUUAAUCUUUGGGUUACAUGGGUCUGCCAAUGUUUGAAAUGCCGAUGUGAGGUAACUUGUUAUCAGCAGUUGUAUGACUCUUGAGAUGGUAAGAUCAUCUGUAGGCCUAUAGUUGAUGGGCUACAUGUAAAAAAUUUUACGAACCUCUAAUGUUGUACUAUUAAUUGUAAGAAUUGAUGACAUGGGGGAGGGUGUAACCGACAAGGUUUGGGAAGUUACCAAAAUUUACUGCCACAGUACAACAUCACGAGGCCUUGUACUAUUAAUUUUAAGAAUUGAUUGGCCCUCAAGGAUGAAAAUCAUUCGGGGUACAGCAAGAGGCCUACAGUACCUUCACAAUCAGGAGAACAUUAUACAUGGGAACCUUACAUCAAGCAAUGUCCUACUUGAUGAAUAUACAAAUGCUAAAAUUGCAGAUUGUGGCCUCUCCAGGUCAAUGAUUGCUGCUGCUAAUGUAAAUGUGAUUGCAACUGCAGGUACGUUUGCCUACAGAGCACCUGAGCUUGCAAAGCUCAAGAAAGCUAACACAAAAACUGAUGUAUACAGCCUUGGAGUUAUCAUGCUGGAACUCCUAACAGGGAAGUCUCCAGGUGACAAGAUGAAUGAUGUGGACUUGCCUCAAUGGGUUGCCUCUAUCAUUAAGGUGGAGUGGACUAAUGAAGUUUCUGAUUUAGAAUUGAUGGGGGAUGCAUCAAUAAUUGGGGAUGAGUUACUCAACACACUGAAAUUGGCUUUGCAUUGUGUUGAUCCUUCACCCUCAGUGCGCCCAGAGGUUCAACAAGUUCUGCAGCAACUGGAAUUGACUUGCUGGAAAAAAGAUUUAAGUUCCAGGUUCUGCUACAAGUAUAAUCUUUACUAGUUUAUCUUUCACAAUUGCUCUGAUAAUUCAUUGUCAAGCUUCAAAACUUGUAAUGAAACACAUUGAAACUAAAUGAAAGAUCUUCUAGAGGAGCACAAGUUACUUUCA